UGCUCUGCGGGUCAGUCCUUCCUCUCCGUCCAGACCGUGUAAUCAAACACAGAAAGACUGAGACCAUCAGCACCUAGGCAGCUGUUUCUGCUAAAAUGACUCUCAGUCGCCUGUUUUCCCGGGCUGUCCACAUUAACAGAGCUGGUUCCAGAUCAGCUUUCACCAGCUCCAAGCCGGACACAGCCAACCCCAACUGGCUGCGAGUGGGUCUUGCAUUUGGAACUUCAGCUCUCCUUUGGGGCCUGCUUUUCAAACAGCACAGCACGGAUGUCCACGAGUACAAAGUGAGGAAUGGCCUUCAAUGACCUAAACCGAUGGCAGGAGGCGACUGGGUCCUCUCUGCUGGACACACCUGCUUCUACUUGUCUCCUGCAUUCGUCUGCCUGAACUGUGUAAAAUAAAAUAAAUGUCACGUUAACUGUUGA
Molecule: messenger RNA, 425 nt
Organism: Fundulus heteroclitus (mummichog)
Lineage: Eukaryota; Metazoa; Chordata; Actinopteri; Cyprinodontiformes; Fundulidae
Gene: ndufc1
Product: NADH:ubiquinone oxidoreductase subunit C1
Exons: 4
Coding region: 96-305 (69 amino acids)
Cellular component (GO): mitochondrion
Source: RefSeq, a predicted model, not a curated record